Molecule: messenger RNA, 2440 nt
Organism: Neolamprologus brichardi
Lineage: Eukaryota; Metazoa; Chordata; Actinopteri; Cichliformes; Cichlidae
Gene: slc25a34
Product: solute carrier family 25 member 34
Source: RefSeq, a predicted model, not a curated record
ACAAAGGCCUGAAACGUUAUUGGCUCUGACCAGAAUCAGAAGGAGGGGACUGUGACAAUGAAUGUGCUGAGACACAUGUUUACAAGAAUGGAGCAGGGAGGAAGAAUGGAGCUGCACGGGAUCAAUGAAAACUAUGGUGCUUCAUUAGAACAGAAUGACGGUGAAGAAAGUUAAUGAAAGUGAGUCCAGGAGGACACCGUGAGCCUGCGAGUCACAGGACGAACGUGUAAAGCAGAUGUUAAAUGAGUAAUCGCAGGAGUCGGUAGCUUCUGUCUCUGACUUUACUGUACUCUACCAAGUACUUUCCCUGCUCCUAUCACACUGAGGCAAGGGGAGGAAAGCUAUCAUGAGUACUGUUAAGGCAAACUGUGAAGAUCACUUCUCAGCGAUGAGUAGCACUCAGCUGCUGAACACUUCGCCCGAAGAGUCUGUGUUUGCUCCACAGCCUUCCCAGAGGAUUUCACCCACUGUGUUGACAGUCCCCUGUGGGGUCUUUGGUCCCUUGCCGCCGCCUCCUGCAGUCUGGCCUCCACUAGACUUCGCCCUGGGCGCUCUUGCCUGCUGCGCAGCCUGUGUGUUCACCAAUCCUCUGGAGGUGGUGAAAACCCGUCUGCAGCUACAGGGGGAGCUUUGUGCUCGAGGAUCCUACCAGAGACACUACCGCGGGGUCCUGCAGGCGCUCUGGGUGGUGGGCCGCACGGAUGGGCUACGGGGCCUGCAGAAGGGGCUCUCAGCCGGGCUCAUCUACCAGGGUGUGAUGAACGGCGUGAGGCUGGGCUCGUACUCCUACUGUGAAGCUCUGGGGAUCACCUCUUUCCAUGGGGGGAGUCUGCUGUCAGGGGCAGGUGCUGGAGCUCUGGGUGCCUUCAUAGCUUCUCCUGCCUAUCUGGUAAAAACCCAUCUGCAGGCUCAGACUGUGGCAGCCAUUGCAGUAGGUCACCAGCAUAACCACCUGGGAGUGUCUGAUGCCUUUGUUACCAUCUAUCGAAAAGAAGGUUUAAUUGGUCUUUGGAGGGGUGUGAAUGGGGCUGUGCCUCGAGUCAUGGUGGGAUCAGCUGCUCAGCUGGCAACCUUCACCUCAGCUAAGGAAUGGGUGUCACAUUCUCAGUGGUUCAGUCCAAACAGCUGGCUCGCAGUCUUGAUGGCAGCUGCAGUCAGUGGAGUUGCUGUGGCCAUUACCAUGACACCAUUUGAUGUCAUUAGUACUCGGCUCUACAACCAGCCGGUGGAUGAGUUGCGUAAGGGGCGUCUGUAUCAUGGAUUUUCAGACUGCAUGCUGAAGGUGUGCAGAGCAGAGGGCCUGCUGGGUUUGUAUAAAGGCAUGGGCCCCGUGUUCCUGCGACUGGCCCCGCACACGGUGCUCAGCAUGCUGUUCUGGGAUCUGAUGAGGCAACAAACAGUGAAGGAUAAGUAGAGCUGAAGCACCCAUACUUGCACACUGAAAGCACAACUGGGCUCUGCUACAGCUGUUAGAGUGCUCUCUCAGUUAAUGAAGCACUGAAUUUAAAGCAACUGUGUGACAUUUUGGGAAGUAUACUUAUUUACUUUUCUUUCCGAGAGUGAAAUGAGAUGGUUCAUGGACGUUUUUUUUGGUUAAUAUGAAGCUAGCAUCUGGUUAACUUAUCUUAGCAUAAAAACAGGUAGUUUAGCUCUGGGCAAAGUUAAUAAAAUAGUAAAUGGUAACUCAUAAGAAGCAUAAUAAUUGCAUAUAAAAUAACAAACUGUUGUUUCAACACUUUUUAUUAAACACGCAGACCUAAUAUAAAAUGCUGGUAAACUUUAGAGGUACUGAUAGCUGCUGGUAGCUCUGACAAGCUAGCUGUUGCCUUUCAUUAUUAGUCUUUAUGCUAAGCUAAGCACAUGCCUGCUGGCUGUGGCUUUAUAUUUAACCAACGGACACUGGGUGCCAUAUCAAACAUCUCAUCUUACUCUUUUCCAGAAAGAAACAUGAACAAAAUGUCAAACUAUUGCUUUAAGUACAAGCUUUUCUCUCCCAUCUAGCACAGAAAAUGAAUACUUGAAGCACUUAAUCAAGGCUGGCAUGUUAUGCACAUACUGGAAGACAUCUUUCUCUAAAAAUAUGUCUCGAGUGUAUACAUUUUUUGAUUAGGGUUUCUUUAUACCUCAAGCUUAAGUCUCGCAGGAAUUUGCUUGUUAACUCAUAAGUGUGUGAGUGCGGUCAACACGAAGAACAAGUCAUCAUCAUUAAAGCAAACAAUUGUUUGCCAUGUUUAUUACACUGUCUAGAUACCUUGUCUGUUGUAUUAAAAAAAACAACCUGAUGGGAUUUUCCUUUUUUAAAUUCACUGACUUGAACUGAUGUAACUAAAGCCAAGAAUGACAUUUGUAAUUUCAAUUUUGUAUGUGCAGAAAUUUAACCUACUGGUACUUAAAACUUUAACAGCAGUGAACAGUCCUAAUAAAGUUUUUUUGUAAGAAA